Molecule: messenger RNA, 7125 nt
Organism: Poecilia reticulata (guppy)
Lineage: Eukaryota; Metazoa; Chordata; Actinopteri; Cyprinodontiformes; Poeciliidae
Product: sterile alpha motif domain-containing protein 9-like
Cellular component (GO): cytoplasm
Molecular function (GO): protein binding
Source: RefSeq, a predicted model, not a curated record
AAGAAGAAGAAGAAGAAGAAGUGAUAGGCCGUAGAAUACAGGCUAAUAACCAGAAGAAGAAACGGGGAAAAAAAAAAAACGUUUUUGUGGUCAUGGAUUAAAUAUUUUUCAAGAAUUAGUUUUCAUCGAUGGUUGAUUUUUGGUUCCUGUGUACCCGGACCUGGAAGAACUUUGUUUUUGAUAUUACAUUUCUUUGUUUUCUUGCUGCGAAUCUCCGAUAGUACGGCUGGGUGCUGACGGCGGCCAUAGAAGACGUUUGGUCUGCUCUGAUUAGACCAAACUGAGAAAAAACGUCUGCUGCCCCCGCGACCCGACCCCGGAUAAGCGGAAGAAAAUGGAUGGAUGGAUGGAUGAAAAAACGUCCCUAAUGUUCAUUUCCAACAUCCAGUCUAAUUGUCAUCUGUUGAGAUAGAAAUCUACUGGGUUUUUUUUAGUUGUUUAUAGCCAAAAAUAAUAUCAAAUUAAUGUUCCAAUCUCUCAACAUCAGAUUAACCAGGAAUUCAGUUAACACUAUCCAACAUAUAAUAACUGGUAAUUAUCAUUUGGAUUAUUUUCACUAGUAAUAUUCCAGAGGUGAAAGAAGGAAGUCCUAAAAAUAUGUUUGAUAUGGGAUUCAAAUGGUAUAUGCUGAUCAAGCAUCACUCCACAAACAAAUUCAGCAUGCAAAACAGGUAAACAGGAAGUGAUUUGAAUCGGUGUGCUUCACUUUAUAGGAGUUUAAAAAGGUAGUUGUGUUCGAAGAUCAGUUUUACAGAGCCAAACCUUAAAAACAUGUGCCUCAGCUGAUUAAAUGCUAUCUUUUCUCUGAUAUUCUGAAGGUUUGAUAGAUCUGAAGGGUGUUGUUUAUUGCUGGUUUAUUGGUUGUGCAGGUGAAGUACAACCAUGAUGAAGUACUAUCGUGGUUAAGUUGGUUUUAAUAAUUUUCUGUAACACUUCUGUUGGUUUUGUUUUCUGGGAAAUCAGGAAGCAGUUUAAGUAUGUGGUCCUCUUUAUGCCACUUGGGAUUACUUUCCUUUUUACAACAUGUUCUGUUUGGUAGUGUAGCAAUUAUAGAGCCACGACUAAUUUAUGUCAACAAGGUAAGAAUUGUGAAUUUUGCGUUUUUUAUAUAUUGUACAUUUGAAUAUCUGUUUCUUUGUCUUGCAAACUGUCAUAAAUUUCUUUUCAGGUUCAAAAUGAGCCAAUCAGAAAUUGAGGCCUGGAGCCAGGAAGAUGUUCAUCGCUGGCUUAUAACAGAAGUCAAAGUUUCUCAGAGUUGUGCUGAUAAAUUCAUUAAAGAAGAAGUUUCAGGAGAAUGUUUAGUCCUCUUUAAAAAGACAGACAUUGUGGAUUUAGGGAUCAAACAUGGUCCUGCUGUGAAGAUCUCUUGUUAUGUGGAAAGUCUGACUAAAGGAUCAGGUCAUAAGUCAGAAUAUCCUGCAUAUGUAAACACAUGGACCAAAGAGCAGGUGAGCCAGUGGUUCCUGCAACAUAUAAAACUUUACAGAAAAUAUGUAGAACAACUUCUGGAGGAAGAUGUUUCUGGAGAUUGUCUGGUUUGCUUCAAGAAGCAGGACUUUCUGGAUUUAGACAUAAAAAGUGGUCCUGCUGUGAAGAUUCUGGAAGAACUGAAAAAGCUGAAUGACAGACCAGAACCAAGCCUUGAGCCAACAACGAGCCAGAGAGAAGGAGAUGAUGUUAGCCUGCCUCAAACUCUAGGCAAUGCACAACCAGACUCAAAGAAGAAAACUGAAUCCGAACCUCCAUCUGAAAAGACUUCAACACAAAAUGAAAUGGAGACAACAAAACGAGAAGCUUUGGGAGCGACACACAAAACUGCACCGGUGAAACUCCAGCCAGAGUCAUCUCAGAGUGCUGUGAUAAUCAAAAACUUCUUGGAUAACCUAAGAAAGGAUGACUUUAAAAACUUUCAAUUCCAUCUAUCAGAAUACAAAAAAGAGGAGAAUAACUCUAUUCCUCUAGGGGCUCUUGAGAACAAAGACAGAGUAGACAUUGCUCAGUUACUGACCAGCCAUUUUGGGACUCAGAAGGCUUUACAUGUGACAAUACAUCUUCUGAAAGAGAUUGGGCAGCGUGAACUCGCUCGUAAGCUGGAAAGAAACACAGGUCAACCAGAGCAGUGUCUUUCCAGAAAUUAUAAGAAGACAGAAGCUAACCAAGGGGAGAAACUAAAGAUGUUAUUAACUUGUGGUGGAAAUUCACUAGACAGUUAUGCCAGAUUUGUUAUUGUUGUAAACAAAAGCAGACAAGAACAAAUUCAGUACCUCAACUUUCUUAGUAAGCUGAAACUGUUUUGUGUCUUGGACUUUGACCCAAACUCGCUCACUUCAGGUGGACUGUGUAAUUCAUACAGAGAGUCGAGGGUGGCUAAUCUGCAUCUGCCAGUACAAUUUCAGGGACAAAUAGAGGCUGUAAAAAAAGAUCUUAACCUCAAUCUCCAGACCAGCUGGGUCUUCUGUAAUGGAAGAAAUGACCUUGAAGGAGACAAAGAACUGGAGUACAGAGAAUGGUAUAGGAAAUCUUGCAAAACUGUUGAACAGUUAGUUUCCUUUAUCUGCAACCCUGACGUUUUUCUUCAUGGCCGAUGGCUGAUCAUAUUCCUCCUUCUUUCCCCUGUAUGUACUGAGAAAGAUCCAGUCUUUGAUACCUACAAAUCUUUUAUCAAACACACAGAAGAGAAAAACAUUAUCUGUAUUUGUGAGUCUCAGUCUACAUAUCUGAAAUGGAGGGAACUUAUUCAAGAAAAGUGUGACUUUGACAUUGAGCAUUUGUCCAUAAAUGAACUAACUCUGAGUGAGAUCAAUGGGACCAUAAUGGGCCUGGGACCAGUUACUCAGUCAUGUACACGUCUGCUUCCUUCUUCUGGUUCCAGUGCUGUCGUUCUUAAACAGAAGGAUGAAGAUCUACUGACAGCUCUGAAAGUUCUUGCCUCAAAUGAGUGUGAAAACGUCUAUGAUGAAAGCAGCUCAGACUUUCAGGAGUUCAGAAUCAAGGUUGAGGAGGACUUCUACAGAGGAGCCAAAGUGAGUUGGUGGAACUUCUACUUCUGUGACAAAGACACAGAGAAACCAUUUAUAAAGAGAGAAAAGCAUGAAACUGUGAAGAAAAUGAUCAGAUCACAAAAGACACAUUCAAGCAAUGCAUGUGUCUUGCUGAAUCUAUUUCAUGAUCCAGGAUGUGGCGGUACCACCUUAGCAAUGCAUGCAAUGUGGGAACUCCGUAAGGAGUUCAGAUGUGCAGUUCUGAAAGACGACAUGUUGCCAAAAACUGAGGUGGCCAACCAGAUCCGACAUCUGAUGAAACUGGAAAGUGAGAAACCGUCACCAGUUUUACUUCUGAUUGAUGAAUCAAAAGAAACAGAAAGCCCUUCUGAUCUAGUGAACUGCAUCCGUCAAGCAGUUGAAGAUUUAUUGGACCGUAAUCUAGAUGAGGGUCAACACUGCAAAGUUAUCAUCCUCAAUUGUGUUCGUUCACAUAAUCCUAAAGAGCAAUACAGACAGCACAAUCAAACCCAAAACCAGUACAUAACCGCAAAGCUGACGCCACAAGAACAGAGGGACUUUGAAAAGAAACUCAAAGAUCUCCAAGAAACCCAUGAGAAACCUGAAAACUUUUACAGCUUCAUGUUCAUGAAGAACAAUUUUGACAAAAGUUACACAGAAAAUCUUGCUCGUAACACACUAGAGCAUUUUGACUUUAGCACCAAAGUGGCCCAGCUCUUUUCCUUUCUUGCCUUACUCAAAACAUAUGCUGGAGAGUCAGAAAUCGCUCUGUCUCUCUGUGAGGAUUUCCUUCAGAUGAAGAUUCGCUGGGAACAGGACUGUGUUUUGGACAGAAUGAGCCCAUAUUCAAACUUCCUCAUCAUAGACUCAGUGAAUGAUUGGGGUGGAUACAAAGGAAUCCGAAUUCUUCAUUAUGCAAUAGCAUCUGCCUGUCUGGAUGAGCUUGAGAGGAGUCAUAAUCUGAAAGUCAGUGAUAUCGUCAAGGAGAUUCUUCACUGCGAUCUUUUUUUCAGUGCUGGUGUUGUUAAACACAAAUUCAUGCUCUCUAUUCAACAAAUGCUGAUUAAAAGACGAAAGCGAAAGAAAGAUGGAGAGGAGAGGGAACCAUUUUCUCCUUUGAUAGAAAAAAUCCACAGCCAGGAGGGGAGACAAACUGUCCAAGAAAUCUUUGAGAGUGCAUCAUCAAGAUUUGAAAUGAGUGCAUCUAUUCCUCAGGCAUUGGCAAGAUACUUGUACAUCAAUGUGCGUGACUUUACAGAGGCCUUAAAGUGGGCAGAAAAAGCUAAGAACAUUAAAAAUAAUCCCUACACCUUUGAUACAAUCGGACAAAUCCACAAAAACAAUCUGAGGUUUAACAUUGAAAGAGAAAAGCAGGAGAACACACACAACCCUGAAGAUUUGCACAAAAAUAUUGAAAUAGCCAUUAAUGGGUGGAGAGCUUUCCAAAGAGCUCAGGAACUGUCAGACUUUGAGAAUGAAAGAGAAGAAGAAACAGCUGAUGAUGAAUCAGAGGACUAUCCCAGAAAAUGGUACAAUGUUUACGGUCAUGUCAGCAUGCUUGAAAUCUCUUUCCUAAUCUUUGAAAUACUGAGCAGAUUGCCUUUCUUUGAAAAACACGAUCGUUCUAAAAAAGACUACUUGAGAAGUUUUCUUAACAAAUCAAUCCCAAUCAACAGUGUUUACAGAGAAAACACAGACAUUAACAACAGGUAUGUUGAGAUCAUCAAAGAACAUGAGUUAUUUCUCAUCAAACUUAAAUCUGAAGUCAAAGAAAAGUUUGAUUUUCUUGACUCUUACUUUGCCUACAUCAAACAAAACUCUGAGUAUGACAAAACCAAUCAUAGAACAGUAAGUGAACUUUUUAAAAAAUACGUUGAUCUUUUCUGUGCCACACUAGAUGAAAGGAGAAAAGAACAAAAAGUCAAAACCAACCUCAACCAGAAAUUGGAUAUUGAAGAACGAAAAAGAUUUCUGGAGAUGUGUCAAGCAGAUACUUUCUCUGGAGUACUUCAGUGUUUGGAUAAGUCUGCUGAAGAGACAGAAGAGAUAACACAAUGCUAUGCGUUUUUACUACAAAACGCUGUCCAUGAGAGAAAUCAUUCAAAAAUAAAAAUCAACUACAUUAUGUCAAACAUAAAUCUUUACCACUUGAAUGCAAACUCUAAACAUGUAAAGAAAUACAGUGAGCUCUGUACUCUUCUUUGAGAGAUUCUGCAAGAUGUAGGACUUCGACAUCCUUUCCCAGAUCCAUAUUUUCUGGCUUUGCUGUUAUUCUGGUCAAAUCCUUUAGAAGAAAACACAGAUAUAGCAAAAUAUGUAACUGCAAUUCGACAAUGUUCUCAUAAGCACUUGUCCAAGUUACUUAAAAAGAGGAGCACCAUUGCUUACUUUUACUUAGGUAAAGGAGAAGGACUGAAGAGGCUGGUUUCAAAACCCUCACUGGAUGAGCGUUUUCUAAAGAAAAUGAAUCGAGAUGUCUUAGCACAACUUUGGAGAGAUGGAGACAUAUUUAAGGAAAAAUCAAUAAGCAAUCGGCUUUACAGAGUGAAUGGAACCAUUCAACAGGGGGAGGUUUACGCCAACUAUGGCAAACACAAAAUCCCAGUACGUCCAGCAUGGAUCAGUGGAAUAAGAAGUGGUUUCAGUACUGAAAAGGUUUCUUUCUACAUUGGGUUUGCCAUCAACGGGCCCCUUGCAUAUGACAUCAAAUAUGAAACAUGAACAGAAAGACCCGUAACCUGGAAACUGAACCUGGAUAAGCAGUCAAGGCUAAUACUUAAAGAAUGUUGAAGACAAGAUUUAGAAGUUAUUACAUACCUUCUGGCUUUUUAUAUUUAGCUUUAAAUAUUCUCUCGAGGAGGCAUAUUUCUUUUCGCAAUUUCCAAACUGAACAGGAUUCAGUUAAAAUAGAAAAUAAAAGGAUGAUUGCAGAUGUGAACAAAGUAAUUUUCAAGAUAUGUGACUGAGCAAAUGUUGAGUAAUUAGUGAAGGUAUUACCCUUUACUUUGAAUAUGAGGUCAGACGUGGUCUAAAACAAUAAUAAAUCAUCUACUUAUCCCCUCUUCUGUAGAAGACCAACGAAAUUAAAAUGAUCUUGACUUAGAAAAAUGUCUUGAGGACGUUGCUGAAUAAAUAUUAUCAUUGAACACUGGGCCACCACAGAAUAAYCUGCUCUUCUUUUUACGUGUACAUAGUUGUUUAUCAUCAUGUUCAGUUCAUGUCACAGAGCAUGUUUUUGUAAUAUYCCAGUUUAAGUUUGAAUUAUGUACUUUUAUGUCUGAAGUUCUUAAUUGAAAACAUGUUAACUCUUGUUUUUGUUUUAUGAAGAUGCUCAACUUCUCAAAUGUUAUAACUCAGUUAAUGUCUGUAGUUCUCUUCAAAUUUAUAUAAGAUUUAAUGACUUUUUGUUAUUUCUGAGUAUGUCUGAGAUGUUUAAAAUUUUCCUUUCUCUAAAGAACCAGUCUUACAUAGCAAUAUGUUUAUUGUACUUUAUAGUACACAUAUAUAUAUAUAUAUAUAUAUAUAUAUAUAUAUAUAUAUAUAUAUAUAGUCAUUGAAAAAUAUGGUCAGCAUUUAAGUUAAAUGUGUUUUUUAUUCUUUUGAACACAAAAUAUUUUCAAAGUAUUUCUGUUACAACAUAUGAAAGCUUUGAAUUUCGAGCUUCGAUUCAAGUUCUGUUAAUCAUAUCUAUCACUUCUGCUUCCGUUGGAAGAAUGUUAUUAUUUAACAAUUACAUAUUUACUCAUUGCAUUAUUACAUUAUCUUUGUAUUAUUUAUAUUCAUUCUUUGAUACUUAUCUAUUCAUAUUCAUUUACCAAUUUUGCUCAUUAUAUUGCAAUUUUACAUUUAAUGAUUACAUUAUUUUUUGAUUAUAUUAUUCUUUUGUUAUUUUCCUCAGACAGCAUAUUUGAUGUUUGAAGUAAAACCACUGACUGUAACAUGACAUUGUUUAUAAAACUAAGUUCAUAAGUUAAUUUUCCUACUUAUGAGGUGAUGACUGUCAGUGAGUCGAGGAACCAUCUCCUCCAAGUGUUUUUGCAGGGCAGCAACAAGAAGUAUGCUGACCUAGACUCUUAACUCUUUGUUCUUCUUCUUGAUUAAGUAAAAAUCCAUCAAACAAACA